GACACCCCGCCUUAACUCCGCGCCGGAAGGGAAAUCCCCUCACAGCACCGCGCAGGCGCCAUCUGGCUAGCUGAGGAAGGAGGGCGCCAAUUGGUCGCUCGGGGGAGAGCCGCGAUUGGCAGGAGGACUCCUCGGGGCGGUCCUUCCAGAGGAACAGGCGGAGCUUCUGCAGGAAAGGGCGCUCAGAGAGGUCCCGCCUCCACUUCCGGAAACGAAUAGAAUCGGCCGCGGAGGGGCUCGGAGCCAGAAGGAAGGAAGGAGGCGCCGCCCGAGAGGAGAGGAGGCCCCGCGGAGCAGCGCCGGGAGGAGACGGCGGGGAAGGCCCGGCAGGGAUGAGCCGAGGGGGACUCCGGGAAAGGAGGCCGCCCGGAGGGAGAAGCGGGGAGCAGGAAAGGGGCAGAGACCCCGAGACGGGCCUGGAGGGCGGAGGGUCCUUCGGCACAGGCGGAAGACUCAGAAAAUGCUACAGAAUCCAGGAGGCAGGAGAGAAAUAUGAAUGCCCAGAAUGUGGCAAAUCCUUCAAAACAAAAGGAAAACUUGAAAUCCAUCUAAGAAUCCACUCAGGAGAAAAGCCAUUUAAAUGCCUGGAGUGUGGAAAAAGCUUCAGUCAGAGCAGCACCCUUUAUAGACAUCAAAGGAUCCACUCAGGAGAGAAACCACAUAAAUGUGUGGAGUGUGGAAAGAGCUUCAGUGAGAGGAGCAGCCUUUAUAGACAUCAAAGGAUCCACUCAGGAGAUAAACCACAUAAAUGCCUGGAGUGUGGAAAGAGCUUUAGUGAGAGGGGAAACCUUUAUGCACAUCAAAAAAUCCACACAGGACAAACCCCGCAUAAAUCCCUGGAGUGUGAAAAGAGCUUCAGUCAGAGGAGGAGCCUCUAUGUACAUCAAAGGAUCCACACAGGAGAGAAACCACAUAAAUGCCUCAAGUGUGGAAAGAGCUUCAGUGUGAGGGAAAACCUUUAUAGCCAUCAGAAGAUUCACACUGGAGAGAAACCGCAUAAAUGCCUGGAGUGUGGAAAGAGCUUUACUUGGAGUGGACACCUACGUCGACAUGAAACAAUCCAUACUGGAGAGAAACCACAUAAAUGUCUGGAGUGUGGAAAAUGCUUUAGUCAGAGGAGCAGCCUUUAUGUACAUCAAAGAAUCCACACAGGAGAGAAACCACAUAAAUGCCUCAAGUGUGGAAAGAGUUUCAGAGUGAGGGGAUACCUUUAUACACAUCAAAAAAUCCACACAGGACAAAAACCACAUAAAUGCCUGGAGUGUGGAAAGAGCUUCAGUCAGAGGAAGAGCCUCUAUGUACAUCAAAGGAUCCACACAGGAGAGAAACCAUAUAAAUGCCUGGAGUGUGGAAAGAGUUUCAGUGUGAGGGGAAACCUUUAUACACAUCAAAAAAUCCACACAGGACAAAACCCGCAUAAAUGCCUGGAGUGUGGAAAGAGCUUCAGUCAGAGGAAGAGCCUCUAUUUACAUCAAAGGAUCCACACAGGAGAGAAACCACAUAAAUGCCUCAAGUGUGGAAAGAGCUUCAGUGUGAGGGAAAACCUUGAUACACAUCAAAAGAUUCACACUGGAGAGAAACCGCAUAAAUGCCUGGAGUGUGGAAAGAGCUUCAGUCUGAGGCAAAACCUUUAUAGCCAUCAGAAGAUUCACACUGGAGAAAAACCAUACAAAUGCCUAGAAUGUGGAAAGAGCUUUACUUGGAGUGGACACCUACGUCGACAUGAAACAAUCCAUACUGGAGAGAAACCACAUAAAUGUCUGGAGUGUGGAAAAUGCUUCAGUCGGAGGGGAAGCCUUUAUGCACAUCAAAGGAUCCACACUGGAGAGAAACCGCAUAAAUGCCUGGAGUGUGGAAAGAGUUUCAGUGUGAGGGGACACCUUUAUACACAUCAAUGGAUCCACACAGGAGAAAAACCGCAUAAAUGCCUGGAGUGUGGAAAGAGCUUCAGUCAGAGGGUAUACCUUUAUGAUCAUCAAAGAAUUCAUACUGGAGAGAAACCUUAUGAGUGCCUGCAGUGUGGAAAGAGCUUCACUCUGAGAUCAACUCUGCGUCGACAUCAAAGCAUCCACACUGGAGAGAAACCACAUAAAUGCCUGGAGUGUGGAAAGAGCUUCGGUCGGAAAGGAACUCUAUAUAGUCAUCAAAGCAUCCACACUGGAGAGAAACCUUAUAAAUGCCUGGAGUGUGGAAAGAGCUUCAGUUGGGCAGGACACCUUUAUAAACAUCAAAGGAUUCAUACUGGAGAGAAACCAUACAAAUGUCUGGAGUGUGGAAAGGGCUUCAAUCAGAGGGGAAAUUUUUAUACACAUCAAAGAAUCCACACAGGAGAGAAACCUUAUGAGUGCCUGCAGUGUGGAAAGAGCUUCAGUCAGAGGGGAAGCCUUUAUAGACAUCAAAGAAUCCACACUGGAGAAAAACCGCAUAAAUGCCUGGAGUGUGGAAAGAGCUUCAGUUGGAAGGGAAAUCUUAAAAUCCAUCAAAGAAUCCACACUGGAGAGAAACCGCAUAAAUGCCUGGAGUGUGGAAAGAGUUUCAGUCGGAGGGGACACCUUUAUACCCAUCAAAGGAUCCACUCAGGAGAAAAACCUUAUAAAUGCCUGGAGUGUGGAAAGAGCUUCUGUCAGAUUAACAACCUUUAUAGACAUCAAAGGAGCCACACUGGAGAAAAACCAUACAAAUGCCUAGAAUGUGGAAAGAGCUUUACUCAGAGUCGAAACUUACGUCAACAUCAAAGAAUCCACACUGGAGAGAAACUACAUAAAUGUCUGGAAUGUGGAAAAUACUUCAGUCACAGGGCAAGCCUUUAUGUACAUCAAAGGAGCCACACAGGAGAAAAACCGCAUAAAUGCCUGGAGUGUGGAAGGAGCUUUAUUCGGAGGAGCAACCUUUAUACACAUCAAAGGAGCCACACUGGAGAAAAACCUUAUAAAUGCCUGGAGUGUGGAAAAAGCUUCAAUCGGACGGGACACCUUUAUGCACAUCAAAGGAUCCACUCAGGAGAGAAACCGCAUAAAUGCCUGGAGUGUGGAAAGAGCUUCAGUCAGAGGGGCAGCCUUUAUGUACAUCAAAGGAUCCACUCAGGAGAGAAACCGCACAAAUGCCUCAAGUGUGGAAAGAGCUUCAGUCGGAGGGAAAACCUUUAUAGACAUCAAAGGAUCCACACUGGAGAGAAACCACAUAAAUGCCUGGAGUGUGGAAAGAGCUUCAGACAUAGGAGCAGCCUUUAUGUACAUCAAAGAAUCCACUCAGGAGAGAAACCGCAUAAAUGCCUGGAGUGUGGAAAGACCUUUAGUCAGAGUGGAAACCUUUAUGUACAUCAAAGAAUCCACUCAGGAGAGAAACUGCAUAAAUGCCUGGAGUGUGGAAAGAGCUUCACUGUGAGUGGAGCUCUACAUCAACAUCAAAGAAUUCACACGGGAGAGAAACCCUAUAAAACGGAGAUGACAGGCCUCCUUUGCCAUCCUAUCCCAGCUCGGCUGGAUGUCGCCAGUCAAGGGUGUGUCCCAGCCACGGACAAGCCGGCUGAAGGCUUAGAGGCCAAUACAAAGAGGAACAUUCAAAGCUGAACUUAAGCAUGCAAAGCUCUCUUUGGCAGAGGUUCUCGAACUCGGCGUCAUGCUCCCUGGGGAGAAAGGAACACCAUGAGGAGCAGUACAA
Messenger RNA from Crotalus tigris (Tiger rattlesnake), 3660 nucleotides. Its product is annotated as zinc finger protein 208-like. The transcript is spliced from 3 exons. Bases 333 to 3569 code for a protein of 1078 amino acids. The record is from RefSeq and is a predicted model, not a curated record. Lineage: Eukaryota; Metazoa; Chordata; Lepidosauria; Squamata; Viperidae.